CAUGAUGGUGAACAGCUCCGGGAGGGCCUCCGGCCAGAAGGCCCACCUCCUCCUGCCCACCUUGAAGGAGAAUGACACGCACUGCAUCGAUUUCCAUUACUACUUCUCCAGCCGCGACAGGUCCAGCCCGGGCGCCUUGAACGUCUAUGUGAAGGUGAACGGCGGGCCCCAGGGGAACCCCGUCUGGAACGUGUCCGGCGUCGUCACCGAGGGCUGGGUGAAGGCAGAGCUGGCCAUCAGCACCUUCUGGCCACAUUUCUACCAGGUGAUAUUUGAAUCCGUCUCUUUGAAAGGUCAUCCUGGCUACAUCGCUGUGGACGAGGUCCGGGUCCUCGCACAUCCAUGCAGAAAAGCACCUCACUUUCUGCGGCUCCAAAAUGUCGAGGUGAACGUGGGUCAGAAUGCCACAUUCCAGUGCAUUGCUGGCGGGAAGUGGUCUCAGCAUGACAAACUUUGGCUCCAGCAAUGGAACGGCAGGGACACAGCCCUCAUGGUCACCCGGGUGGUCAACCACAGGCGCUUCUCGGCCACGGUCAGUGUGGCGGACACUGCCCAGCGGAGUGUGAGCAAAUACCGCUGCGUGAUCCGCUCCGACGGUGGCUCUGGCGUGUCCAACUACGCUGAGCUGAUCGUGAAAGAGCCUCCCACACCUAUUGCCCCCCCAGAGCUGCUGGCUGUGGGGGCCACGUACCUAUGGAUCAAGCCGAACGCCAACUCCAUCAUCGGGGACGGCCCCAUCAUCCUGAAGGAGGUGGAGUACCGCACCACCACGGGCACCUGGGCCGAGACCCACAUCGUGGACUCACCCAACUAUAAGCUGUGGCACCUGGACCCGGAUGUGGAGUAUGAGAUCCGGGUUCUACUCACAAGACCAGGAGAGGGGGGCACAGGGCCCCCGGGGCCUCCGCUCACCACCAGGACCAAGUGUGCAGACCCAGUGCACGGCCCGCAGAACGUGGAGAUUGUGGACAUCCGGGCCCGGCAGCUGACCCUGCAGUGGGAGCCCUUUGGCUACGCGGUGACCCGCUGCCACAGCUACAACCUCACGGUGCAGUACCAGUACGUGUUCAACCAGCAGCAGUACGAGGCUGAGGAGGUCAUUCAGACCUCCUCCCACUACACCCUGCGGGGUCUGCGGCCCUUCAUGACCAUCCGGCUGCGGCUCCUGCUGUCCAACCCCGAGGGCCGGAUGGAGAGCGAGGAGCUGGUGGUGCAGACAGAGGAGGACGUUCCAGGUGCUGUUCCCCUAGAGUCCAUCCAAGGGGGACCCUUUGAGGAGAAGAUCUACAUCCAGUGGAAACCUCCCAAUGAGACCAAUGGGGUCAUCACGCUGUACGAGAUCAACUACAAGGCUGUUGGCUCCCUGGACCCGAGUGCCGACCUCUCCAGCCAGAGGGGGAAGGUGUUCAAGCUCCGGAACGAAACCCACCACCUCUUUGUGGGUCUGUACCCAGGGACGACCUACUCCUUCACCAUCAAGGCCAGCACAGCCAAGGGCUUCGGGCCCCCCGUCACCACGAGGAUCGCCACCAAAAUCUCAGCUCCGUCGAUGCCCGAGUAUGACACAGACACCCCACUCAACGAAACGGACACGACCAUCACGGUGAUGCUGAAGCCUGCUCAGUCCCGGGGAGCCCCUGUCAGUGUUUACCAGCUGGUUGUCAAGGAGGAAAGACUUCAGAAAUCACGGCGGGCAGCUGACAUCAUCGAGUGCUUUUCGGUGCCUGUGAGCUAUAGGAACGCCUCCAGCCUGGAUUCUCUGCACUACUUUGCUGCUGAGUUGAAGCCCGCCAACCUGCCUGUCACACAGCCCUUCACAGUGGGUGACAACAAGACAUACAAUGGCUACUGGAACCCUCCUCUUUCCCCUCUGAAAAGCUACAGUAUCUACUUCCAAGCACUCAGCAAAGCCAAUGGGGAGACCAAAAUCAACUGUGUUCGUCUGGCUACGAAAGGUGCCUCCACCCAGAAUUCUAACACUGUGGAGCCAGAGAAGCAGGUGGACAACACCGUGAAGAUGGCUGGAGUGAUUGCUGGUCUUCUCAUGUUCAUCAUCAUUCUCUUGGGCGUGAUGCUCACCAUCAAAAGGAGAAAUGCUUAUUCCUACUCCUAUUACUUGAAGCUGGCCAAGAAGCAGAAGGAGACACAGAGCGGAGCCCAGAGGGAGAUGGGGCCUGUGGCCUCGACCGACAAACCCACCACCAAGCUCAGCACCAGCCGCAAUGAUGAAGGCUUCUCCUCCAGCUCUCAGGAUGUUAACGGAUUCACAGAUGGCAGCCGCGGAGAGCUGUCCCAGCCCACCCUCACCAUCCAGACCCACCCCUACCGGGCCUGCGACCCCAUGGAGAUGAGCUAUCCCCGGGACCAGUUCCAGCCGGCCAUCCGAGUGGCUGAUCUGUUGCAGCACAUCACCCAGAUGAAGAGAGGCCAGGGCUACGGGUUCAAGGAGGAAUACGAGGCCUUACCAGAGGGGCAGACUGCUUCAUGGGACACAGCCAAGGAGGAUGAAAAUCGCAAUAAGAACCGAUAUGGAAACAUCAUAUCCUAUGACCAUUCCCGAGUGAGGCUGCUGGUGCUGGAUGGAGACCCACACUCUGACUAUAUCAACGCCAACUACAUUGAUGGCUACCAUCGACCUCGGCACUACAUUGCGACUCAAGGUCCGAUGCAGGAGACGGUAAAGGACUUCUGGAGAAUGAUCUGGCAGGAGAACUCGGCCAGCAUCGUCAUGGUCACGAACCUCGUGGAAGUGGGCAGGCACCCAGCGGAACACACUGUGGGAAAUGCCACUCUAGGCCGUGCGGCGUCCCCCGGAAUGGUGAAGUGUGUGCGAUACUGGCCGGAUGACACUGAGGUCUACGGCGACAUUAAAGUCACCCUGAUUGAAACAGAGCCCCUGGCAGAAUACGUCAUACGCACCUUCACGGUCCAGAAGAAAGGCUACCACGAGAUCCGGGAGCUCCGCCUCUUCCACUUCACCAGCUGGCCCGACCACGGCGUCCCCUGCUAUGCCACUGGCCUCCUGGGCUUUGUCCGCCAAGUCAAGUUCCUCAACCCCCCCGAAGCCGGGCCCAUCGUGGUUCACUGCAGCGCCGGGGCCGGGAGGACCGGCUGCUUCAUCGCCAUCGACACCAUGCUCGACAUGGCCGAGAACGAAGGGGUGGUGGACAUCUUCAACUGUGUGCGGGAGCUCCGAGCCCAGAGGGUCAACCUUGUGCAGACGGAGGAGCAAUACGUGUUUGUGCACGACGCCAUCCUGGAAGCGUGCCUCUGCGGCAACACCGCCAUCCCCGUGUGCGAGUUCCGCUCCCUCUACUACAACAUCAGCAGGCUGGACCCCCAGACCAACUCCAGCCAAAUCAAAGACGAAUUUCAGACCCUCAAUAUCGUGACACCCCACGUCCGGCCCGAGGACUGCAGCAUCGGGCUCCUGCCUCGGAACCAUGAUAAGAACCGGAGCAUGGAUGUCCUGCCUCUGGACCGCUGCCUGCCCUUCCUCAUCUCGGUGGACGGAGAAUCCAGCAACUACAUCAACGCGGCGCUGAUGGACAGCCACAAGCAGCCCGCGGCCUUCGUGGUCACGCAGCACCCUCUACCCAACACCGUGGCGGACUUCUGGAGGCUGGUGUUCGACUAUAACUGCUCCUCCGUGGUGAUGCUGAAUGAGAUGGACACUGCCCAGCUCUGUAUGCAGUACUGGCCUGAGAAGACCUCCGGGUGCUACGGGCCCAUCCAAGUGGAGUUCGUCUCCGCAGACAUCGACGAGGACAUCAUCCACAGAAUAUUCCGCAUCUGCAACAUGGCUCGGCCUCAGGAUGGGUAUCGUAUAGUCCAGCACCUCCAGUACAUUGGCUGGCCUGCCUACCGGGACACGCCCCCCUCCAAGCGCUCUCUGCUCAAAGUGGUCCGGCGGCUGGAGAAGUGGCAGGAGCAGUAUGACGGGCGGGAGGGACGCACCGUGGUCCACUGCCUAAAUGGGGGAGGCCGCAGCGGGACCUUCUGUGCCAUCUGCAGCGUGUGUGAGAUGAUCCAGCAGCAGAACAUCAUUGACGUGUUCCACAUCGUGAAAACGCUGCGGAACAACAAGUCCAACAUGGUGGAGACCCUGGAACAGUAUAAAUUCGUAUACGAGGUGGCAUUGGAAUAUUUAAGCUCCUUUUAGCCUGAUGGGAUGGGGAGCCUGCCGGAGUCCAGAGGCUGCUGCAGUCAAACCCCCUUUUCUGUGAAUGGCAGUGAUGGGCGAAGAGGCGGCACCUGGCCCAACUCCAAGGAGAAGACUGGUGGUCUCAUGCCUGGGGUGGGCCCUGCACCUUCUGAGGGGCUCCUGGAACUGGGAGAUAGGCUCUGAAAGGCCCAGGCUUCUCCUGCACCCCCACCGGCCACAGACGCGGACCCACAACAAGGCCCCGGACUUCCCAGUUCCCCGACCUCUUGCUUCUGCGCUUUCCAAGUGUGUGGACCUCAUGGCGAGCCAGCUGGGGGUGCUGGGAGAUGCAGGCUCGCUGUACCCUCCCGGGCCUGCUUCUCCUUGGGAGUGAGGGGAUGUGUCUCCGCCUCCACGCUGUGGGGGCAGUGACUGGGCUCUUGGGGUCCCUGCCCUGCUGCCCUCUGCAGUCUCCUUCAGUGACCUGGGGCUGUCCCGAGACCACAGCAGGGGCCCCAUCCUGCCCCCCUGCCUGCACGGAGCUAGCCCUCCAGCAUUCUGUACCCUCCCCAGCCCGGGCCUUGACCCUCUGUCACUCACGCCAGCCUGCUGGGUCCACAGCACUCUUGGAUAAAGGUUUUCUUUGCUUUUUUGUCCUCGGUGGGAGGGGGUGGAACUGCAGGGAUGGUGGCUGCUCCUCCUUGUCUGUGAAAAGGGAUCACUGCCCGGAGGCAGGGCUCUUGCUGACCCUUGGGUGGCGCCCCCUUUGGGAGAGAUGACAGGAUAAGAUUUGAUUAUUUUCCAAAGCAUAUAUUAAAAGAAACUUUCUUUUGGGGGAUGUAAAA
Messenger RNA from Myotis lucifugus (little brown bat), 4989 nucleotides. It is a transcript of the gene PTPRT, whose product is annotated as protein tyrosine phosphatase, receptor type T. The transcript has 30 exons. Gene Ontology annotation, cellular component: membrane. The coding region runs from base 2 to 4162 and encodes 1386 amino acids. Gene Ontology annotation, molecular function: protein binding; protein tyrosine phosphatase activity. Gene Ontology annotation, biological process: protein dephosphorylation. NCBI's taxonomy places the organism in Eukaryota, Metazoa, Chordata, Mammalia, Chiroptera, Vespertilionidae. The record is from RefSeq and is a predicted model, not a curated record.